Messenger RNA from Caenorhabditis sp. 36 PRJEB53466, 1457 nucleotides. The record is from the annotation of a GenBank genome assembly. Lineage: Eukaryota; Metazoa; Nematoda; Chromadorea; Rhabditida; Rhabditidae.
AUGAGCAUAACUCCAAAAAUCGCGGAACAAGAGUAUGUGCACUCAAUCUACUCCCGUCUAGCCACCUACCAACAAAAUGUGAGAUUAUCCGUAGAGCGCGCACCCAAAUUUCAAAGUCCACUAUUUUCAUUCAGGAUGCGAAAAAUUCCUCGCCACGUAUUUGGCCACGAGUACGUCAAUUCGUGGAUCAACAAGCCGCGGGGAGCGUGGUUCUGGAUGUCGGAUGCGGUGAAGCUAAGUACACUGCCACAAAAUGCCACGUCAUCGGUUUUGACACGUGUCCAGAAGUCUUGAGUUCAAGCAAAAAGGAAGACAUUGACUUAUGCCUGGCGGAUGCACUCAGCAUUCCUAUAAGGUUUGCUCAGAAAUGAAAACUUGCUGAAAAUAAAUUAUUUUUACAGAGACUCCAGCGUAGACGCAAUUCUCAACGUCUCCGUCAUACAUCACCUGGCCACCGCAGACAGAAGACGCCAGAUGCUACAAGGUGGCUUAUAUACUUCUGUACAAAAAUAAUGUUACAUUCAUGACUACAUGUGUUACCACUUGGAGUUCUCCUCUUUUCUUUACAGUUUGAGAUUUCGAAGAACAAGCUUCAAAAAUGAAAAAGCUGGAUGAAAAUGAAGUCCAGUUGAAGAAAUAAACACUUAACCGCUAAAAUUCAAAACAAUAAUUUCAGAGUGCUGUCGUUGUUUGCGAGUAGGCGGUCAGAUGCUGAUCUAUGCUUGGGCGUUCGAACAACCAAGCGCAGAUUUCGCCGCUCAGGACAUUCUCGUUCCGUGGAAUAUGCAUGAAACUUCCAUCGCGGGACGUCUACCGAAAGUGAAAUUCCAUUUGAAUACCACGAAAGAGCAGCGUAUCAUAGCUGCCUCAGUCCCAGUAUCAAUAUCCGAUGUCUCACCCUCUCCCAAAUGGUAUACCGCAGUACUGAAUAAGGUCUCUUUUUUAACCGAACAACUGCCCUAUUUUGCCAAGAGAUGUCCUACAUCUCCAGGCAGUUACGGAAGAAAUCACAGUCCCAGCGCUUCCACAUCUGGCUCCAUAAGUUCUCCAAUGGUACAGAGGCUGCCGUCUGCAGCUCCACAAUUUUUUCCGAUCACUGCUGCCAUCCUUUCCGGAAUUAAAAAAUGGAGUCCGAAACUAGAAAAGACAAUCGCAUCGUUGUUAGUUCCGGUUGAAGAGCAGUAUGCAGACGAGUUAUCACAAGUUAUUAUGAGGGAAGCAAUCACUGAAGCCAUGUCCACACUUCAAGAGGUCAGUUGGACAUAUAAGUCACACACAAAAUGAACACAAAAAUUUUGCAGGUCGCAUUCUAUCGUUACUAUCAUGUUUUCAAAGAGGGUGAGCUCGCAAACCUAGUUGAUUCCAUCGAUGAUCUUCGCAUCGUUUCAAACUCUUUCGAGCACGGAAAUUAUUGUGUGACCGCCGAAAAAAUGCCGAAGAAUUAUAUUCGCCCGUAG